Crotalus tigris (Tiger rattlesnake) is the source of this 3669-nucleotide messenger RNA. RefSeq names its product C-X-C motif chemokine receptor 5 (gene CXCR5). The transcript has 2 exons. The coding region runs from base 45 to 1256 and encodes 403 amino acids. Gene Ontology annotation, cellular component: membrane. Gene Ontology annotation, biological process: B cell activation; lymph node development; chemotaxis. The record is from RefSeq and is a predicted model, not a curated record. Gene Ontology annotation, molecular function: C-X-C chemokine receptor activity. Lineage: Eukaryota; Metazoa; Chordata; Lepidosauria; Squamata; Viperidae.
CAACAACAGGGUGAGCAUCCCUGUGUGUUAGUUACUUCCUAAUCAUGGCCGAGUUUAGGGUCACCCUGGAGAACGUCAUGAACUGGACCUUUGACUACAACCUAACCGACAACGAAGGGAACUACUCCUAUGAGGAUUAUCUAUGUCCUCAGGCGGAGGGCAGCCCCAGGCAGUCCUUUCAGAGUGUCCUGGUGCCCUUUGUCCACCUGCUGAUCUUCCUGCUUGGUGGCCUGGGCAACCUUCUGGUGAUGGUCAUCCUGUGGCGCUACAGACGCUCCCGCACUUCCACAGAGCUCUUCCUGCUCCACUUUGCCCUGGCCAACCUGCUGCUGCUGCUCACCUUCCCCUUUGGCGUGGUGGAGAGCUUGGCGGGCUGGGUCUUCGGCCUCUUCCUCUGCAAGCUGCUGAGUGCUGCCAACCGGAUGAGCUUCUACAGCAGCAGCCUGCUGCUUGGCUGCAUCAGCGUGGACCGCUACCUGGCUGUGGUCUGCGCCCUGCAGACCUUCCAGAAGCAGCGUGGCUUCUCCAUCCACCUGACCUGCCUGGGCAUCUGGCUGCUUUCCUUUCUGCUGGCCGUGCCUGACCUACUCUUCACAGAGGUCUGGGCCCAAAGCCAUAACCUGAGUGUCUGCCACUUCAGGGAGUAUGGCACACAUGGCAUCAACUCCUGGCUGGCCAAGCGCUUCCUCUACCACCUGGUGGGCUUCUUCCUACCAUUCGGGGUCAUGUGCUAUUGCUACACAGCCAUUGUGAGACUCCUCUGCCAGUCCCAGCGGCUCCAGCGACAAAAAGCUGUGAAGGUGGCCAUUGCGGUCACAAGUGUCUUCCUGCUUUGCUGGACCCCUUACAAUGUGGUCAUCUUCUGGGACACACUUGCCAAGCUGGAGGUCACAGGGAAGUCCUGUACGCUUGAUCAGGGGCUGAGCAGUGCCAUUGUUGUGAGCGAGGUGCUUGCCUACAGCCACUGCUGCCUGAAUCCCAUCCUCUACGCCUUCGUGGGCAUCCGGUUCCGCCAUGACUUUUGUCGAAUCCUGCACGACGUGGGCUGUCUGAGUCAGGGGACCCUGCAGGAGAUUCUGGGCACCUGCAGAAUUGAGAGCAGCACAGAGACCAACAUCUCCAGUGUUCGGCACGGGGCCUCCUCCUACUCUGGAAAUGCUACGUCUUCUAGUCUGCCAGAUCGGUUCACUUCUCACAAAGACCCAAAUAGCCAAGAGUGUCAGGAGGAAGGCCUGGACCUGACAGGCCCAAAAUAGAGGCUAAGUCCCAUGUAUGUUCUCCGAUUGCUUAAACGCUGUUUCCCAGGAAGCUAUGAAUGGCUUGGCUGCUACCCCCAGCCUGCGAUUGUCCUGGUUUGGAGUGUGAUGUUCAGAGAUCACAUUUACUCGAAAGCAGGGCUAUGUCCUCCUUGCCUCCCUCCAGUGCAUGUUGCAUAUCUGGACCCCAGGCAUCCCUCCUCCCCACCGAAUGCAACUGGAAAUGGAGAGGAUAGAUCCAGCUCCAGGGCCUGGUUUGGGCUUUCUAAUCUUCAGCAGAGUCCCUUUUAAGCAACCAGAAGGAGAGUCCAAAGGAGUAUGGCAGCCUCUUUGGCCUCUAUAAAGCAAUGUCCAAGGGCAUGACCCGCCCCCAGAGACCCUUGCCAUGGUCAGUGCUGAUGUCACAAUCAACCCAGGCAUCUUGGAUUUGAGCAGGGAAUCCCACUGCCCAGGCCCUGACACAGGCCCUUUAACACCGGCUGCUUUUGCUUUUGUCUGCCCCAGGCAGGAUCUGUUUUGGGCAGGCUUUUCAGUUUGCAGCUUGUCUAUCUCCGUGCAGGCGAGGAUAUCCUCCAUGCCCUAAGGAAAUCAAGCCUCCUACAUCUCAUCAAACUUCCAAUGGCAUCUGUCUCAUCACCUGUGGGAGCCAAGCUUUCAACUGCUGUCUUUAGAAACCCCCCUUUGCUUUGCAACUGUGCUCCUCCCAGAGCUGCACCAUCAAGGGCCCAUUCAGACUUGGCUUUGCUAUGAUCAUGGAUCUGUAAAAAUCCCAGGAUUGUUUAACAAAAUUCCCAUUAAUUUUGUAUUUUUGCUGUAAAUAUUCCCCAUGGAGAAUGCAUGAAAUAGAUUGCAUUCCUUGUACUUUCCCUUGUGCAAAAUGAAGACAUCGCCAGCCUUCUCCCCUUCUCCUGCCAAUUGGCCCAAGGAAGGGGGCUCAGCAAGCAGCACAGGUGGGGGGGGGCCAUCCGUGGCAAGUGUAGCAUGCUCCCACCUCAAAUGAAGUCACCAUUGUCCUGAGAGCAACACAGGGCCCGGUGGGGGCCUCCAGUGUGAGUCAGACUAGGGAUAACUUGAGACAGGUCCAGGGUUGCCCUGAACUCCCUGGCAGGCUUGGAGGUCAUGCCCAGAUGGUAGACUGGGAUCCCCCAGCUGCCCCGCCCCUUUGGGAAAGGUGUGCUGGGGGAGGGGCUGUUGGGUCCAUUUCCUGGCCUCUUCCGACUAAAGUCACUAUAGGGUUGGACCACCAGCCCUCAGAGGCCCUUCACUCUGCUUGCAGAUGACCCAGCUGUCUUUCUUGAUCUGACCAGCCUCGGCCUUCCCUCCAUCCCCACAUGGGACUAUAUGCACAACAGGACCAAGAAUGGCUGCUCUGUAAUUGGCGUUGUGUGUGCUCUGCAAUUCUGCCUUGUGUCACAGAGCAGGAGAGGAACCCCUUCCCACCAAAUAACCCCCAGCCAGAAGGGUAGCAGAGGAGAUCCCAGCAGAGAUGCCGCACAACUUCCCCACUCCCGAGGGCAGAGCAGAAGGACUCUUCCUUCUGGUAAGCAGAAGCCCCAGCGGAGGAAGCAGAGGCAUUUUGCUCAGCUUGUAGCUGGUACAGCCCUCCCCCCCAACCCUUACUUAGGGCUAUGAGGGGGACAGGGCUUGGGGGCAUCAGGUGUGCCUGCUGGCUUUUCAGGGCCACUGGCACUCGGGAGCCCCUCCCCAAGGGAGUGCCAGAGAAUCUUUUUCCCCUCUGAAGCUUCUGCCAUGUUGAACUUGAGGGGUCCUAGGCGCUCUCCGAGCUGGGUGGUUUCCUUGCAGACGUUUCAUUACCCAAGUUAGGUAACUUCAUCAGUGCUAGAAGAGAGUGGGGCUUGCUCUCUGUUUAUGUUCCCAGUGGUGGUGGGAGUGGACUUGGUUCGGCUGUUUACUGCUUGCUGUUAGCUCAGAUGAAUUUACCUAGUUUGGGUAAUGAAACGUCUGCAAGGAAACCACCCAGCUCAGACAGCACCAAGAACUCCUCAUUUCAACCCUGAGUACAAACGUUCUCCUCUAUCAUGAAGUGUUAAAAAUCUAAAACAUUGACAUAUAAAGCAACCCUCUACCAACUGUAACAAGAAAACAUUUCACUGUACAGAACUACUUAAAAGAGCUGGGAAGGAGAGGAUGGGGGUGCUUCCAGCAAUCUGGGGGAAGAGCACCCCCAGUCAUGAUGGGAAGUCCUUCUCCAAUCUCGAGGGUGGCAAGGGUUCCAUCCAGUUGUCCAGUGCCAGUCCCUGCACCAGUAGAGAUAAAGACACCACAGAAAGCUCCUGGCAGAAGUUUUGAUUUUUUUUUAAUAAAAAGGCACCUAUAAAACAGGUCAAUACACAGCACAGAUACCCCAAAACAAGCCUAGAAAUCAUUUCAAAAUAAAAACCAGUAAGAUGUC